Clonostachys rhizophaga is the source of this 1581-nucleotide messenger RNA. The record is from the annotation of a GenBank genome assembly. NCBI's taxonomy places the organism in Eukaryota, Fungi, Ascomycota, Sordariomycetes, Hypocreales, Bionectriaceae.
AUGUUGCUCAACAUCCCACUCGCCUUUCCGGCAAUUGCCCUGGCAUUAGUUGUAGUGGCACCUCUCCUCCUGCGAUACGUAGGCCACAGCCAGAAACUGCCGCUUCCUCCAGGACCGCCUGGGGAAGCUCUCUUGGGUCACCUUCGUGUUAUCCCAACAGACCAUCCAGAGUACGCCUAUACGCAAUGGGGGAAAGAUUACAAUUCCGACAUCUUGCACUUCUCUAUGCUGGGUCGCUCCAUCAUCGUCCUUAACAGUGUCCAAGCUGCCCGUGACCUAAUGGACAAGCGAGGAGCCAACUUUGCAGACCGUCCUCGCUUUGUCUUAUUCGAGGUCAUGGGCUGGGGCAUAACCCUCACUUUCCUCCGCUGGUCUCCCCGAUUCAAACUGCAUCGAAAGCUAUUACAGCAAUCCUUUACUCAGUCUGCGUGCAAGGCUUACCGCCCGAUCCAGAUUGAUGAAGCUCGCCGCGCAGCCAGGGCUAUAUUGAGAAGCCCAGAUAACUGGGAACUGCUCUUGCGCCAGUUCUCCACUGCCGUUGUCCUUCAAAUUGGAUUUGGCAUUGAUAUCCAAGAGAAAGAUGACCCAUAUAUCCGCAUGUCGAUCGAUGUAGAAGAGGCGACUGGUGAGGGAGGUGUUCCUGCGGCAAGCUUGGUCGACUUCUUCCCUUCGUUGAGAUAUCUUCCCAACUUUAUCUCGGGUAUGAGCAAGCUGUUGAGUCCACUAGUUCAUGCUCGUCGCACCAGGGCAUCAAUUCAAAACCUGCACGACGCUCCGUGGGACAAGAUUGAACCCUCGAUGCGAGCCUCCAAAGUCACGCGCCCGUCUUUCAUGCUCACGCAUUUCGGGCGCUAUCUUGAGAAUGAAGCUAAGGGUGUCCUGAAUGAGGCGACAAUCGACGAUUUGAAGGGUGCCGCCGGGGCUAUUUCCAUUGCUGGAGGCAACACAACCUGGUCCACGAUUAUCGUAUGCGUAUUGAAUCUCAUACUUCAUCCAGAGGUACAGCAGAAGGCACGUGCUGAACUGGAAGACGUGAUCGGCACCGAUGAGAAUGGGGACCUUCUACGGCUCCCUGAAUUUGAGGACCGGGCACAACUCAAGUUUCUAGAAUACACUAUCCAGGAAACGACCAGGUGGGCACCGCUUUCACCCCUUGGAGUCCCUCACGCAACAAUCACCGACGAGUCUUACAAAGGAUACCAUAUCCCCGCUGGAUCGGUGGUCUACGCCAAUGCUUGGGCCAUGUCUCGAGACGAGAAUGUGUAUUCGUCUGCUGAUGACUUCAUCCCAGAAAGAUAUGCUCCCGUAUCCGAGGGCGGAUAUGGUGAGCCACUUCCCGACGGGCCCUUUGGGUUUGGUAGAAGGGUGUGCCCGGGGCAGUAUCUUGCCCUGUCUGGCGUGUAUAUCAUAAUUGCGACCAUGAUAGCCACCAUGGAUAUGAAGUGCCCGGUUGAUGAAGAUGGGAAUGAGGUGAAACCCAAGGUUUCUUUUUCUAAUGGAUUAAGUGGAGUUCCGGACAACUUUGGGUGUUCAAUCACGCCACGAUCGGAACGGGCCAAGGAGCUUCUUGGACUGGCGUGA